Molecule: messenger RNA, 1065 nt
Organism: Pollicipes pollicipes
Lineage: Eukaryota; Metazoa; Arthropoda; Thecostraca; Pollicipedomorpha; Pollicipedidae
Product: venom allergen 5
Exons: 1
Coding region: 75-737 (220 amino acids)
Source: RefSeq, a predicted model, not a curated record
ACAUAAGUCGUCCCUGCAAACAUCCGAACUACUCUCCUCUUCUGAGCUAGCACGCGUUCGCACCUCACGACAAGAUGCUUCCGGUGGCGCUGGCUAUCCUUCUGGCGACGGCCGCGGCGGCCAACUACUGCUCGCUGUCCUCGUGCCCGGCCAACUCGCACACCAUGUGUAAGUACCCGGACAGCGGCGCCGCCGGCGCCUGCGGCACGGUGCACGAGCGCGGCACGAGCGCCGCGGACCGGGCGGAAAUCCUCAGCGCGCACAACGCGAUCCGCCAGGCGGUGCGCAGCGGCCAGUACGCCUCGGAGAACCUGCCGGCCGCUGCCGCCAUGCCCGAUCUUGUCUGGGACAACGAGCUGGCCACAGUGGCGCAGCGUUGGGCUGACCAGUGCGCCUCCGGCCACGAUCAGUGUCGCAGCGUGGCUCGCUUUUACGUGGGCCAGAACCUCGCCUGGAGCUGGGGCGGCGCCAAGGACUGGACGAACAGGGCGAUCGGUCAGUGGUUCCAUGGAGAGCUGCCGAACUUCCAGCAGAGCGGCCUGAAGUUCACCUCCGGCAGGGACCCGGUGUCGGGCGGCGUCAUCGGCCACCUGACUCAGGUCAUCUGGGCGGGCACCACUAAGGUGGGCUGCGGCUACAUCGCCGUGCAGGACGACACCUGGGUGAAGCGCACUUUUGCCUGCAACUAUGGACCCGGCGGCAACAUCAGGAAUUGGAACAUCUACCAGGCCGCCUAGAAACCGCUCGAAGCGUAGACUGCAGGCCCUGCAAGUCACCAGACUGAAGGCCUCAUUACCGACAGCUCAUUACGAUUCACAUCGAAGUGUCAACUUUUGCGAUGUUUUGCAAACUGGGCAGGCCUCGCUAUGUUAUCGGCGAUUGGGUGUGUUCUCUCUCGUGCCGUGAAUCGUGGGCACGAACUAUAUCUAAAUGAUCGCAUGAAAGCUCUCUGUUUGAUUUGAACCUUAUUGUCGUAACCCAGAUCCAUGAGGAUCGCUUCUUCCGGGGAAAUUUGUGUCUAUGUUACCCAGCAAAUGUGUGUGUAUGUCCAUGUUCUUCAGCAAA